ACUAACUAUUGAUUCUGUUAUAGUUUUUGUUGUUUUAUUUGUGUGUGUUAAGAUGGGAUCACACAAAGACCUUUUAAACCUCUUAAAACUCUCCGCCGAUGCUAAAUAUCUAAACUUUGGCAAAACCAUCCACACGCAGUUGCUAAUUCGCAACCAAUCAUCAACUCACCACUCCCACAUUACUCAAACCAACUCCCUAAUCAAUCUCUAUGUUAAAUGCUCCAAACUCCGUCUCGCACGGUACCUGUUCGAUGAAAUGCCUGUAAGAAACGUUGUUUCUUAUAAUGCUUUAAUGGGUGGGUAUUUGCAUAAUGGGGAGCACUUGGAAGUUGUUUCUCUAUUUAAACAAAUGGUUUCGUCGUUUCGAGAUGAUGUUUUAGUUUUACCAAAUGAGUAUGUGUUUACCACUGUUCUUUCUGCUUGUGCUCAUAGAGGGAGAGUUUUGGAAGGGAUGCAGUGUCAUGGGAUUUUGUUCAAGUUUGGUUUGGUUUUUCAUCAAUAUGUGAGAAGUGCUCUUGUUCAUAUGUACUCGAAGUGUUUUCGUGUUGAUUUAGCAUUGCAGGUUUUGGAUAGUGAACGUGGGGGUAGUAGUAUUAAUGAUGCUUUUUGUUAUAACUCGGUGUUGAACGCGCUUGUGGAGUCUCGGAGUUGGGGUGAGGCUGUGGAUGUUUUGGGGAGGAUGGUGAGUGAAGGAGUGGUUUGGGAUAAUGUUACGUAUGUUAGUGUCAUGGGACUUUGCGGUCAGAUUAGAGAUUUGCGAUUGGGUUUGCAAGUUCACGCGCAGUUGUUGAAAGGUGGUUUGGUUUUUGAUGUCUUUGUUGGGAGUAUGUUGGUAGAUAUGUAUGGAAAAUGCGGUGAGGUUUUGAUUGCGAGGAGGGUUUUUGACGGUUUGAAAAAUCGGAAUGUGGUGGUAUGGACUUCCCUCAUGACUGCUUAUUUGCAGAAUGGAGAUUUUGAGGAGAGUUUGGAUCUGCUUUCGUGUAUGGCUCGAGAAGGUACUAUGGCGAAUGAGUUCACUUUUGCGGUUUUGCUUAAUGCUUGUGCAGGUAUAGCAGCACUCAGACACGGCGAUCUAUUGCAUGCUCGUAUUGAGAAGUUAGGUUUUAAGAAUCGUGUUAUUGUUGGGAAUGCUUUGAUAAAUAUGUAUUCCAAGAGUGGUAGCAUUGAUUCUUCAUAUGUCGUGUUCUUUGAUAUGACGUAUCGGGAUAUUAUUACUUGGAAUGCUAUGAUAUGUGGAUACUCACAACACGGACUCGGUAAACAAGCUUUACUAGUGUUUCAAGAGAUGGUGUCUUCCGGAGAAUGUCCAAACUAUGUAACUUUUGUCGGUGUUCUAUCCGCUUGUGCUCAUUUGUCUCUCGUAAAAGAAGGGUUUUACUAUUUGAAUCAGCUAAUGAAACAUUUUAAGAUCGAGCCAGGAUUGGAGCACUACACUUGUCAACUUGCGGUUCUUUGCCGAGCCGGUCUGCUUGACGAGGCUGAGAGUUUCAUGAAGACAACGCAUGUGAAAUGGGAUGUUGUUGCGUGGCGAGUUUUGCUUAACGCAUGCAAUGUUCAUCGAAAUUAUAGCUUGGGGAAACGAAUUGCAGAAACCAUCUUACAGAUGAACCCUCGAGAUAUGGGGACAUAUACAUUGCUAUCAAAUAUGUAUGCAAAGGCGCGUAGCUGGGACGGUGUCACGGCUAUUAGGAAAAUGAUGAGGGAAAGAAACGUUAAGAAGGAACCCGGAGUGAGUUGGCUUGAGAUAAGAAAUAUCGUCCACGUCUUUUCUUCAGAUGGAAGCAAUCAUCCCGAGUGUGUUCAAAUUUACGAAAAGGUUCAACUUUUGCUGGAAAUGAUUAAGCAACUAGGAUACGUGCCGAAUAUUGAAUCCGUACUGCAUGAUGUGGAAGAUGAACAGAAGGAAAGUUAUCUUAAUUAUCACAGUGAGAAGCUGGCAAUAGCAUAUGGUCUUAUGAAGAUACCUUCCCCGGCUCCCAUCCGUGUAAUUAAAAACCUUCGGAUAUGUGAGGAUUGUCACACUGCUGUAAAACUAAUAUCGAAGGUCACAAACAGGUUGAUAAUUGUUAGAGAUGCUAGCCGGUUCCAUCAUUUUUGCGAUGGGACAUGUACUUGUGCCGACCACUGGUAGCAAUGGGCCAGCGAGCAAGACAGUUUGAUGCUAGGAUUGAGGACAGACAUGGAGCUGCUGAAGAAGAGAAUGGACGAAAUGAAGAAUGGAAUGAAAGUAUCGCUUCUCGAAUUUAAGAAGACAAUUCUUUCAAAGGAAGAGAAUUCGAUCAACUGACGAGAAAUGAAGAAGCUGAAACGAACAGGUCUGACAAGGGCAAGGAACAAUCUCGAGGUGCUGCCAGCAAAGGAGUGAGGAUGGAAUCCUACACAGGAGCAAUGGAAUACUCUGAAGUAAGUUUUGAAGCAAUCGUGAAAGCAGCCAACAAUCUUGUGUUGCAUUGUUUUUCAAUGAAGAUUGCAAUCCUAAUGCAAUAACUUAUGAAACAGUCAUCUGCGCUCUCUUUGAAAAAGAUGUCAAUGACUUGAACAAGAUUCUCAUUUGUUAUUUAGUUCGGUUUCAAAAUUGUUUGUAUAACAUUGAACCAAAUAUAAUAGUUUGGUUAUUUUAACUUUUUAGACUGAUUCGAAGGUUUGUUUUUGUUUAACAUUCCUACUUUUGAUGAUAACUUCUUUUGAUGAUAAUGUUAUGUAGAAGAAAAGAAAUAAAAGAAUGUCAAAAUAAAUUCAUACAUUAUAAAAAUCCUCACACAAGGGAACAGAAAAAUUCAACA
Vicia villosa (hairy vetch) is the source of this 2783-nucleotide messenger RNA. RefSeq names its product pentatricopeptide repeat-containing protein At5g39680. Gene Ontology annotation, biological process: RNA modification. NCBI's taxonomy places the organism in Eukaryota, Viridiplantae, Streptophyta, Magnoliopsida, Fabales, Fabaceae. Bases 53 to 2131 code for a protein of 692 amino acids. The record is from RefSeq and is a predicted model, not a curated record. Gene Ontology annotation, molecular function: RNA binding; protein binding; zinc ion binding. The transcript has a single exon.